Microthlaspi erraticum is the source of this 314-nucleotide messenger RNA. The record is from the annotation of a GenBank genome assembly. Lineage: Eukaryota; Viridiplantae; Streptophyta; Magnoliopsida; Brassicales; Brassicaceae.
AUGGGAGGAGUAACUUCAUCGAUCGCCGCUAAAUUCGCUUUUUUCCCGCCAACACCACCGUCUUACGGUUUGAUUACCACCACCGACGACAGCUCCUCCGUUGACCGAUUGUACAUAACCGAAGUUCCUCGCCGCGACGACGUUGACGUUCUGAAGCUGCGUACUCGUCGUGGCAACGAGAUCGUCGCUAUUUAUGUGAAACACCCGAAAGCUAAUGGUACGCUUUUGUACUCCCAUGGAAACGCCGCCGAUUUGGGUCAGAUGUUUGAGCUUUUCGUCGAGCUUAGCAAUCGCCUCCGCGUCAAUCUCAUGGG